Messenger RNA from Pseudopodoces humilis (Tibetan ground-tit), 840 nucleotides. The record is from RefSeq and is a predicted model, not a curated record. Lineage: Eukaryota; Metazoa; Chordata; Aves; Passeriformes; Paridae.
CUCCUGGACUACGACGCCGCGCCCUGCCACAACCGCUUCUGUCCCCUCUUCCAGCGCGUGGCUCCCCCUUUCCUGGCCGCCACCUCCGCGGUGGCCGCGGUGGCCACCGGGGCCCUGCUGGUGGCCCUGGCGCGGCGUCCCCAGGCGUGGCGGUGGCCGCGGAGCCGGGCUCUGCUGGCACAGCUGGCCGUGGCCACGGCGCUGUUCGCAGCGCUGCUGCCGGCGCUGGCCGCGGCCGCCGCCCGGGGCUGGCACCUGGGGACGGCUCCUUGUCGCCUCACGCACCUCCUGUGGCACUGGAGCGUGUUCGCCCAGGCGCUGCUGGUGGCCAGCGGCUCCUGCGGCACGGCCUGGGCUCGCUGGGAGCCGCGGAGCCGCCGCCUGGCCGCGGGGCUGUGGGCGGCGGCGCUGCUGCUGGCCACGCCGGCGGCUCUGGUCAGCGGAGCGGCCGCGGGGAGCGGCUGUGUCCGGCGGAACGUGGCCGUCCUGGCCCCGGUGUACCUGCUCCACCUGGCCCUGUGCCUGUGCCUGCUGCUGCUGCUGCCCGCGGGGCUGCUGCUGGCCGCGCUGGCCGUGCCGAGCCUCAGGGCGAGCUGGGCGGCCGGAGCCGGCCUCACCUGGCUCUUCCUGGGGCUCUGGGCUCCGUACGCGGCGGGGCUGGCCGGGGAGUUCCUGCUGCAGGCCGGGCUGCUGGAGCCCACCUGCGGCUCCUUCGAGCACUUCGACCUGGCGCUGGGGCUGAGCGAGGGGCUGGGGGUGCUGCACUGCGGCCUCGGGCCCCUGGCGCUGCUGCUGGCCUGGGGCUGCGGCCGCGCUGAGGGCGCUGCUGGGGGCUGCUGA